This is a messenger RNA of Prosopis cineraria, 1282 nucleotides long. RefSeq lists its product as uncharacterized. The record is from RefSeq and is a predicted model, not a curated record. The transcript has 5 exons. Lineage: Eukaryota; Viridiplantae; Streptophyta; Magnoliopsida; Fabales; Fabaceae. The coding region runs from base 265 to 930 and encodes 221 amino acids.
CCAGUGUUUGAGAAUGCCAAAGAAAUACCUAGGAAUUGGACCCUAAAGAAGCAGCGAGGAGAGUGGCGGGAAGCGGUGGAAAUCAAGUUUGCUGAUUUUGCAUCCCUUCUCAAACGACCCAAAAGGACCCAAAAAAUAAAAAAGGACAAGAUUCAUGCCGAUCAUUUAAAAUUUUCUAAACUUCGCAAUAACAAUUUUACUAUAAUACGAAGAAAGAAAGGUAGACGGGAAUUUUGGAGGAACUGCCUGUCCGAGGUGAGCGAGAUGGAUUUUGAGUGCUCGGAUCCCAGUGUUUGGAAACAAGCUUUGAGCAAUUAUCAGUCUCGAAUCCAAUCUCUUAACAAACCAAAUUUGGUUUCGCUGGAUGAUUUCUACUGCAACCAACUCCCUCCUCUCCUUCUCCAACGAAACCCUAACCCUCACAUCACCGCUUCUGAGCUUUCCAAGCUUAUGCAAUGGAAGCUCACCCGUGGCAAAUGGAGGCCUCGUCUCUUGGAUUUCGUUUCGUCCCUGGACGAGUCCUUAGUGAAGUCCGCUUCUCAGAAGGCCUUUCAGAGUCUUCCUGAUAUCUCCAAAGCUGUUUCUGAACUUACUGUCCUUAAAGGAGUUGGUCCCGCCACUGCCUCCGCCAUUCUUGCUGCUUUCGCCCCGCACAUCACCCCUUUCAUGUCCGAUGAGGCUCUGGAGGCAGUCCUUGGCAAUUCUAAAGAUUAUUCUCUGAAGCAAUAUCUACUGUUUGCCAGCAAAGUGCAGACAAAAGCGAAGGGAAAUGAUUUGCAGGAGUUGAGCAGGGAAGGAGACUCCUUUACCCCAUCAGAUGUAGAAAGGGCUUUAUGGAGUGGUGCCGUGGGGAAGUCACUAGCACCACAGUUGAACCAGGAUCCCAAGACCAAUCCAAUCAGAGGCUCCAAAAGAAAGAGAAAAAAUUGACUUGGCUAAUGAAUGAAACUACAAGUCAUGCCCGUUCUUUUCUGAGGGGCUAGAUUUGAGUUAGCAAGUAGCAACAUGGUGAAUUGGGAGAACUAACUUUGUUGACUAAAGCAAAAGAUUUAACAGUGGAGUGGACCAUCCUGUAAGAAUAAUUAUGUACUUCCCACACCCUCUUGGUAUCACAUUUCGGCUUUCACACCUGUUUAUUUUGCCAAAUGGAUUCUUUGGAAUGCAAGGGAGAAUUAGAUAUAGACAUCGUGUUGAAUCUUAAGCGGGGUUCGUGCUUUAUUCUUGUUCCUCAACUACAUUUAUAGUUACUAUUCUAGAAGAUUUUUCUCUUGCUUAGCGUGAA